UAAAACGUAUAAAAAUCCAAGAUUAAUUACCAUUUACCGGUGGCCAUGAUUUCUCUAACUGAUGCUUAUCAUACUGUGGCAGCUAUAAUCCCACUGUAUGUUGCAAUGAUCUUGGGUUACAUUUCUGUAAGGUUUUUAAAUCUUUUAAACCCGGAUCAAUGUUCGGGUAUUAAUAAAUUUGUUGCUAAAUUCUCGAUCCCUUUGUUAUCGUUUGAAGUGAUAUCUAAAUGCAAUCCGUAUAAAUUAAACAUGAGGCUAAUUUGUGCUGAUGUUCUUCAAAAAAUCAUUGCCUUAAUUGGGGUUGUUGUGAUCACCCGAGUUCGGUCCAAUGUUAAUCUGAAGUGGAUCAUAACGGGUGUUUCUUUGUCCACAUUACCCAACACUUUGAUCGUGGGGAUCCCCCUUUUGAAGGCGGUUUAUGGCCAAGAAGCCCAAGUGCUUCUUGCACAGAUAGUUGAACUCCAGAGCCUGAUCUGGUACAACUUGUCAUUGUUUCUGUUAGAGCUGUCAACCGCAAGAGACGUUCACACGAUGCAACCAGCGACAACCGCAGUUCAAGAGGAACCAGAGGACCGACAAGCAGUACGACGUGGAACAGAUGAAAUACGUGAAACAAUCUCCAGUGUUCCGAGAAGAACAAAUAUAACAGCGGUUUUAUUAACUGUUGGGAAGAAGCUUCUAACUAAUCCUAAUUUUGAUGCAACUAUAGUAGGCCUUGCAUGGGCAUUUAUACACUUCGGGUGCGAUGUAAAACUGCCCAAGGUAGUUGAAGAUUCGGUAUCUAUUAUGUCAGACGGAGGACUUGGAAUGGCAAUGUACAGCCUAGGUCUGUUCAUGGCGUCACAGGACCGCAUAGUAGCUUGUGGUACCCGACUGGCAUUACUAGCCAUGUUCUUGCGGUUCAUUGUUGGGCCGGCCAUAAUGGCGGGCCCCUCUUUUGCUAUUGGAUUAAAGGGUGCACCAUUCCAAAUUGCAGUUCUGCAGGCGGCUCUUCCUCAAGGGAUCGUCCCAUUUGUAUUCGCGAAGGAGUAUAAUGUGCAUCCGGAAAUCUUGAGCACCGGGAUCAUUAUCGGAUUGCUUGUUGCAUUGCCCGUCGCAUUGGUGUACUACUUGUUGUUGAGAUUAUAGAUCAGAAGAAUGGAAUACAAGCAGUUACAUGUGGAGUAUAUAUGGUUUAUGAAAUUCUUUUCAUAGAACCUAAUAAAUAUAAAUGGGAAGCAAAUGAUCGAACACCUACAAGGCAUAUUUGCCAACAUAUUACAAGCCCAGUAACAGAUCAGCAAUAUAUAUGUAAAUCCCUUAUAAUGUAUACACGCUAACACGCCCGU
Helianthus annuus (common sunflower) is the source of this 1328-nucleotide messenger RNA. RefSeq names its product auxin efflux carrier component 8. Gene Ontology annotation, cellular component: endoplasmic reticulum; plasma membrane. Gene Ontology annotation, molecular function: auxin efflux transmembrane transporter activity. The record is from RefSeq and is a predicted model, not a curated record. The transcript has 5 exons. NCBI's taxonomy places the organism in Eukaryota, Viridiplantae, Streptophyta, Magnoliopsida, Asterales, Asteraceae. Gene Ontology annotation, biological process: auxin polar transport; auxin export across the plasma membrane. Bases 46 to 1128 code for a protein of 360 amino acids.